AAGACACAUGCCCGCUUCCUUUUCCGCCACAGUUUGAACUGGCAGUUGUUAUUGUUGUGGAGGUCUGGGAUUGAAGUUUUUGCAGAUGGAUUUUCCCGAUCCUUCGUGUUAUUCAGGCAAAUAAGACAACUAUAAGCCAUUUACAUGUAGCACUUCUUACCACACGUACAGUGUUCAUUUAGUAAAACGGGCGAAACGCGGGUGGAAGUCUACCGAGAUGUCUCUGCCACCGGAGAAAGCAUCUGAACUAAAGCAGAUCAUACACAACCAUCUGAUCAAGAUGAACAUCCAUGCGAAGAUCAGGGAUGUGUUGGCGGAGACCGUGAGAGAGGAUCUGGACCCUGGACAUAGCUCUCUGUCUGAGGAGGACUUCCUCCGGGCUCUGCAACGCAGGGGAAUCGUAGACGAUGUCAUGAAGGAUCUUCAUUUCUCCAAGGAAGUGCCUGACACAGAGUUAGGACUCCAGAACACUCCGAAGCCUGCAACUCACUUUAUUGACAAGGACCCGACGAAGCUCAAGAAAACCAACAUGGACCCAGCGAGGAGGUACCUGUACCUCCAGGUCCUGGGGGGUAAGGCCUUUCUAGAGCACCUCCAGGAGCCAGAGCCUCUACCUGGUCAGGUCUGCUCCACCUUCACCCUCUACCUGCACUUCAGGAACCAGCGCUUCCACUCCAAGCCUGUCCCCUGUGCCUGUGAGCCAGACCUGCAGGAGGGCUUCCUGCUGGAGAUACACAGAGAGGGCCUGGGCGAUGGCAGUAAGAUGGCAGAUGCCACCACGAUGUUGUCUAUAUGUGACCCGGUACACCUGGUGUUGAUAAAGAGAGACACGUCCAGCGAGACCACCCUGGUCUCCUCUUACUUCCUGGACUGGAGGACCGUCCUCUCCUCUCCCUCUGGGAAGACCAGCAUUGCCGUAGAACUGCUUGGAGUCGGUAGUGAAUGUAAGGUGACGGCUGGUGUACUCAACAUGAGUCUUGACCUUUACCCUCCUCUGUCAGAGAUCCUGUCACCUGACAUCAUUACCACACAGCAGUCCCUGGAGCGGCAGAAGACGGCGGAGAAGGAGAGGCUGUUUCUGGUUUAUGCGAAACAGUGGUGGAGAGAGUUUCUAGAGAUCAGACAGGCCAACCAAUCCAAACUGGUCAAGAUCUUUGCUCAGGAUGAGAACGGCGUCAACAGGCCGGUGUGUUCCUACGUGCGUGUCCUGCGUGCUGGUCGUCUCCUGGAGAGUCCCCGUCAGGCGGCCCGCUUCGUUAGCCUGCUGGGCCUGGAGAAAGCCCCCGUGGUGGGGGGAGGAGGAGGGGGCAAACAGGAGCAGUGGUGCUCCCUUCUCGCCUUCCUCUGUAGAAACAAGGGCGACUGUGAGGACCAUGCCACCCUGCUGUGCAGUCUGCUGCUGGGGUUCGGCCUGGAUGCCUACGUGUGUGUUGGCACUAAGCCCAAGAGCCUGGCACACACCUGGGUGAUGACCAGGGGCACUGACAGCACCAUCACCUUCUGGGAGAGCCUGACCGCACACAGGUACCUCCACCAGGCCAUUGACCCAGAUGCCCCUCCCCUGGCCCCCCAGCCCCGCCCCUCCUAUCCCUACAGGACCAUCGGCUGUGUGUUCAACCACAGGUCCUUCCUGGCCAACUGCCAGCCGUCGGACGCCGUGGAACUCUGCUCGUUCGACUUCCACAACCAGUCCCAGUGGAAGGCUAUGAGUGAGGAGGCUGUUGGCUCAGUCUGCUCCCCAGGCAGCACCACCUCUCUGCCCCCUCUACCUCCUCUCUGUGGCCCCUCCCUGGAGCCCAGCGCUGCCUCCAACCAGCUGGAACUGGAGCUGAGGUACCUGGUGGUGGAACACAGGAAGGACCUUGGCCUGGCCACAGUGUGGGAUGACCACCUGUCCUACGUCCUGUCCUCCGCCCUGGCGGCGUACGAGCUGGAGCGCUGCACGGGGACUUCCUGCGGUAACGAGGAGUUCCAGGAUGCUGUGCGGAGGGCGGUGCCGGACGGACACACCUUCAAAGGUUUCCCUAUCCACUUCCUGCACCACAACGCACGGCGAGCCUUCGCUACCUGCCUCAGGUCUCCGUUCUGUGAUGAGAUAGUGUGUUGCCGUGGGGACCACGUGAGGCUGGCGGUGCGUGUCCGGGUGUUUGCGUACCCCGAGUCUGCCUGUGCCGUCUGGGUGAUGUUCGCCUGCAAGUAUCGUUCUGUACUCUGACCUCUGACCUUUGACACGCCCCCACCGUUGGAGGAACAUCAAGUUUAAGGGACCAGGGACCUCCCCAUACCAUAAUAACACCAUACUGAAGGGCUGAUACCAUAUCUAUUGAAUUACCAGGGACCUCCCCAUACCAUAAUAACACCAUACUGAAGGGCUGAUACCAUAUCUAUUGAAUUACCAGGGACCUCCCCAUACCAUAAUAACACCAUACUGAAGGGCUGAUACCAUAUCUAUUGAAUUACCAGGGACCUCCCCAUACCAAUGACGGCCUAGGAACAGUGGGUCAACUGGUCUAGGAACAGUGGGUCAACUGGUCUAGGAACAGUGGGUUAACUGGUCUAGGAACAGUGGGUUAACUGGUCUAGGAACAGUGGGUUAACUGGUCUAGGAACAGUGGGUCAACUGGUCUAGGAACAGUGGGUCAACUGGUCUAGGAACAGUGGGUUAACUGGUCUAGGAACAGUGGGUUAACUGGUCUAGGAACAGUGGGUUAACUGGUCUAGGAACAGUGGGUCAACUGGUCUAGGAACAGUGGGUCAACUGGUCUAGGAACAGUGGGUCAACUGGUCUAGGAACAGUGGGUCAACUGGUCUAGGAACAGUGGGUCAACUGGUCUAGGAACAGUGGGUCAACUGGUCUAGGAACAGUGGGUCAACUGGUCUAGGAACAGUGGGUUAACUGGUCUAGGAACAGUGGGUCAACUGCCUGUUCAGUGGCAGAACCACAGAUUUGACAGACUUACUGUAGGUACUGAUACCAUAUGUUUUGGGUUAACUGGUCUAGGAACAGUGGGUUAACUGGUCUAGGAACAGUGGGUUAACUGGUCUAGGAACAGUGGGUUAACUGCCUGUUCAGGGGCAGAACCACAGAUUUGACAGACUUACUGUAGGUACUGAUACCAUAUGUUUUGGGUUAACUGGUCUAGGAACAGUGGGUUAACUGCCUGUUCAGGGGCAGAACCACAGAUUUGACAGACUUACUGUAGGUACCGAUACCAUAUGUUUUGGGUUAACUGGUCUAGGAACAGUGGGUUAACUGGUCUAGGAACAGUGGGUUAACUGGUCUAGGAACAGUGGGUUAACUGGUCUAGGAACAGUGGGUUAACUGCCUGAUGUUUUGCGAUUCGAUACUGUGAUCUUGUUGUAAUUCCCAAACAUGUAAUAUAUUCCCUGAUAUGUAACUAUUGAUUCCCUCCUGUCACUACAAUGUGUUGUCUUUCUACUGUCUUAUUACAGACUUUGUUUACUCUAUGAGAAUGUAUUUAUAGCUACAUAUAUUUUUUUCUAAAUAAAUUAUUUACUUUUUAAAAAA
Oncorhynchus kisutch (coho salmon) is the source of this 3529-nucleotide messenger RNA. It is a transcript of the gene cep76, whose product is annotated as centrosomal protein 76. The record is from RefSeq and is a predicted model, not a curated record. Gene Ontology annotation, biological process: regulation of centriole replication. The transcript has 12 exons. Gene Ontology annotation, cellular component: centriole. Bases 218 to 2215 code for a protein of 665 amino acids. Lineage: Eukaryota; Metazoa; Chordata; Actinopteri; Salmoniformes; Salmonidae.